GCCAAUUACAAAUCUGUAAACUUGUCAGCAAGUACUUACUUUGUGCCUGAGUUCACUUCCAUGCAAUACUUGAAUUAUGGUGCUGCAGUGAGUGAGGUUGAGGUAAACCUAUUGACUGGAGAAACCAGAAUCUUGCGAGCAGAUAUUAUUUAUGACUGCGGACAGAGCAUGAAUCCAGCUGUGGAUUUGGGACAGGUUGGCUUAAGUACACAUAACUCUCUAAUGAGGAGGUUAAGAAGUUUUCAUCCUUCAUAACCUCUUGGUUGUAUGUUGUUUUGACGGUACAUAUUUAAGUUAAGCUCCAAUUUCAUUUCGUAUGAGGACACAUUCUAAAAAGUUGAGAUAUUUAAGCUUUCUGAGAUUAGAUUUGAAAUGUGCAA
This is a messenger RNA of Ilex paraguariensis (yerba mate), 380 nucleotides long. The record is from the annotation of a GenBank genome assembly. NCBI's taxonomy places the organism in Eukaryota, Viridiplantae, Streptophyta, Magnoliopsida, Aquifoliales, Aquifoliaceae.